Messenger RNA from Chaetomium strumarium, 2760 nucleotides. RefSeq lists its product as uncharacterized. Lineage: Eukaryota; Fungi; Ascomycota; Sordariomycetes; Sordariales; Chaetomiaceae. Bases 88 to 2430 code for a protein of 780 amino acids. The transcript has 2 exons. The record is from RefSeq and is a predicted model, not a curated record. Gene Ontology annotation, molecular function: zinc ion binding.
CUCACUUCUCACAUCUCUCAAUGACUAUUCCGCCACACGCCGACAACAACUCCUAGAGCCCAUCGCCAAACUACCCAAUGCUCUGCGAUGGCACAGUUAGUAUCGGACUUCAUAAUUACUCCAGUACUUCGACAAGCCCGUCGUUUCUCUUCUGGUUUCGCCAACAAUGACGGCCCCGCGAACGACGGCCCCACAUUGCAGGCCCGGAGACUGAGGACGUGGUCGAUUGGGGGCGCCGGUGCCAAUGGAAGCGCAAUCAUGGAGCAGGAGGAGCAUGCGAGGCGGCCGACAUGGGAGACAUUUCCGGAAUCCCCAAGCAGCGCUGUGACGCCUGUAACGACGCCCGCCCAAGAAAUCCUAGUCGAAGGCGCUUUCCCGUCGCCAAACGCGGGCAGCUCCCGGAUCACCCUCGACGACCAUAGCGUGGCCAGACCCAGAUCAACCGUUAGUUCAGAACCCAGUCAGCAAUCAUCAAACACACCACCCGCCAACGCCGCGACAGACGCAACCGCUGGGAUGAGUUGGCCGGUGCUAGAGGCGACGAGAGCGAGUCCGCUACCCGAGGAUGACGGGAUGGGGGAUCUCCGGCGGAGGAUACAGGCCAUCCGGCUGAUGGAUGCCCCGGAGAACACAAAGGCACAAAUGCUGCACCGAUUGUUGACGGAGAAGUACACGAGAGCACAGCUGUCUUCCAGGUCUGCCCACGCUUCGUUAAGACCAGUAUCCCCAGCAAGCUCCAGUACACUUGACCCGCCGGAGUCGGUGGAGCAUAUUGGACCGUUGCAGGCCUUCAUAAAAUGGAACCCGCUCGGCGACGGAUGGGGGCCGCUCAAGCUGCCGCUCACUGAGGAGGACCUCACCCCGACUUAUGCGCCCAACAGGCCGCCGGCUGACGAAAGGCAAUGGUAUCAUUUAGAGGAGCAAGAGGCGGAGGAAGACGGGGAGAGGCACCUCGGGUGCGAGCACUACCGCCGCAAUGUCAAGCUGCAGUGCGCCUCCUGCGAGCGGUGGUACACGUGCCGGCUUUGCCACGAUGCCGUCGAGGACCACGUCCUCCCGCGCCAACGGACCAAGCACAUGUUGUGCAUGCUGUGCGGUUGUGCGCAAAGGGCGUCGGACACAUGCAUAAAGUGCGGGCAAUCGGCCGCCUACUACUACUGCGGCAUUUGCAAGCUCUGGAACGAUGAUCCGAACAAGCCCAUCUAUCACUGCCCCGACUGCGGACUGUGUAGGGUUGGCCAGGGGCUUGGCAAGGACUUCUUCCAUUGCAAGAAAUGCAUGGCUUGCAUCUCCAUUUCCAGCUUGGACAAGCACAAGUGCAUCGAACGCUCCACCGACUGCGACUGCCCGAUCUGCAACGAGUACAUGUUCAAUUCGCCCAAGUCCGUCAUCGUGAUGCAGUGUGGCCACAGCAUCCAUCGGCUCUGCUUCGAAGAGCACAUGAAGACGUCGUACAAGUGCCCACUCUGCAACAAGUCCUGCAUCAACAUGGAGUAUCAGUUCCGCAAUUUCGACAUCGCCAUCCUCAACCAGCCCAUGCCGCCCGAGUAUGCCGACGCCCGCGCCGUGAUCUCGUGCAAUGACUGCUCCGCCAAGACCCAAACCGCGUAUCACUGGCUAGGGCUGAAAUGUGCGGUUUGCAGGUCUUACAAUACGACCCAGGUGCAGCUGUUGAAUAUGCCUAGCGGCGAUAGCGAGCAACAGCAACAUCUAUCACCACCACCACCACCACCACCACAACAACAACAACAACAACAACAACAACAACAACAACAACAACAACAACAACAACAACAACAACAACAGCAGCAGCAGCAGCAGCAGCAGCAGCAGCAGCAGCAGCAGCAGCAGCAAACAUUGCAGCCUCAACUAACCCAACAGCAGCCGGUAGCACUGGACCCAGCCUUCCUCUCCGAGCAACUGCAGGUACAGGAGCGGCAGCAACGCGAGCGAGACCGGGACGGCGAGCCGGAGCGAAGCUUUGCCCUGCUGUCCUCCUCCCCAUUAUCCUACUCGCCCGUGUAUUUAUUUAGAUUGCUCUACCGCACUGCGUUGUCAGACCCGCAACUGGCUGGCCCGUCAGCACCGUCGUCCGCUCCUUCUACUGCAACCUCCUCGCAUCUGCAUGUCCCCGCUCUCGCCGUCACUCGCCGCCCCGACGUGCGACACUCUGAGCAUGAAGAGGAGGAGGAUGGUGAUGAAGACAACGGAGAGGAUCACAUGCUGGAUCUGUUUGGCGCCUGGGACCGGGAUUUUGACCGCAUGACAGGUCUCACAUCGGCUGAAAGCGCGGUGGGCUUUGAUGAUGACGAUGAAGAGGAUGAGGAAGACGAAUCGGAAGACGAGAGGGAAGAUGGAGACGAGGAUGACGAUGAGGAAGAGGAGGAGGAGGAGGAGGAGGAGGAUAUCCUGCUUCUUGGGCACAGAUAGGGUCUGUGAGGUAUCACUUCGUCAGCUUGGUUUUGUACACGGAGGGAUCGCGAACCACACUUACUGCCUGACCUCGAGAGCCCAGGGAGUUAGAGAUGGGGUGGAAGCUGAAUUUCUCACCGCAUAUGGGUUCACUAGUGACUGGAAAGGCAAUAUGGGGUUUGGUUUGGCUGGGAGUUUGGGCGAAACAGGAGUCGGCUCUGUCUGGCAUGGGAUGGCAUAGAUGGGUUUGCGCUGGCGUGUUUUUGGGCGGCAUUCGACAGUUCUGGGUUAUACAUAGCGCAUUGCAUCAUGGGUUAUGACGGUAAUGUACCCUAAGAGUACCUAGUA